This is a messenger RNA of Anopheles funestus (African malaria mosquito), 1007 nucleotides long. Its product is annotated as tissue factor pathway inhibitor-like. Lineage: Eukaryota; Metazoa; Arthropoda; Insecta; Diptera; Culicidae. The transcript has 2 exons. The coding region runs from base 300 to 758 and encodes 152 amino acids. Gene Ontology annotation, molecular function: serine-type endopeptidase inhibitor activity. The record is from RefSeq and is a predicted model, not a curated record.
CUUUUUUUCUUCCUCCGAUGUUUUGUCGUACCCCGUUAUACACCGCCUCAGCAUCCGUGACGUGACGCGACUGAAUGGACGCGAUCGAAAACAAAUAUAAGAUCGCACGACGAAAAGACGCGAAGUCAGUUGCAAAUGUGAAUUGUACCUGAGUGGAUCGAAGUGAAGAACAAAGAGAAUAAGUGUUUGUUUUUGGUUGAAAAAAAGUUGCUAAUUAAUUACGAGUGUGUCCAUUGAAUAAGUGUUGUAUUUGAGAGUAUUUUGUCGUGAACAUUAUUUCAACAACAAAUAACAAAGAAAUGUUUUAUCGAAAAAGAAACAGUAACCAAACCGUAUCAUUCACAAUGGUCAGCAUUCUGCUUGUGGGAAGUGUAGUGCUCGUCUCCCUGCUGUCGACACCGGUUUCCGCCCAGCCGAUCGAUAUGCUCGAUCAAAUCGGCACGGAAAGUAGACGAAUGUUCUACAAAAUGCUCGAAUAUCUUGGCGACUACGACGAGCUGGAGGAUGAAGGUCCGCACGAGCGCGAGGAAAAGGUUGGCUCGCUGCCGCUGCAGACGAGCAAUCGGGUCGAGGUGGCCGGCCGUGAUGAACAGUGCAAGUUGCCCCCGAGACGUGGUGUGUGCCGUGCGCUACUUCCCCGUUACAGAUACGACCCGGCUCAGAAGGAAUGCAUCGAGUUUAAGUUCGGUGGCUGCGACGGAAAUGCGAACAACUUCAUGUCCUACAAACAGUGCAUGGAAGCCUGUAAAGGUGUCUAAACGACCAUCAAUUAGACGUCGUUUUUUCCCAAUCGUCCACCACCCCCCACCAAGUGAUAUGUAGUGUGUUAAGAACCAGCUGAACCGGGCUAAAUCUCCCAAAAACGCUUCCCAAACGGAGGGAAAGAACGUAGUAGAGCGAUAUGCUUCACUCAGCACAAUCUUCCUAUUGUUAGUAUUUAUUCAGUUCAACCUGUUCGAACCGUUACAUUGUGGUAAUAAAUGUCGAACGUGGGUUCUUUUUUUUUA